Molecule: messenger RNA, 216 nt
Organism: Plasmopara halstedii
Lineage: Eukaryota; Oomycota; Peronosporomycetes; Peronosporales; Peronosporaceae
Exons: 2
Coding region: 1-216 (71 amino acids)
Source: RefSeq, a predicted model, not a curated record
AUGUGGAGUCGAUCGAAUUCUAAUCACAACGUCCAAGAGUCUAGAGAGACUACAUUGGUCGCAUUUACUUUUGCGAUAGUGGACAAGCAAAUGUCUCAAAAACGCUUCGGCUUAGACAGCGGGCCGAUGCGCCUAACACUCGCUGAAUCAAAAGGAAACAAUGGGGCGACCAAUCCCAGAGAGACUUCUGUGGAUGGGAAAUGGCAUAGCAAUUAG